Messenger RNA from Gambusia affinis (western mosquitofish), 8462 nucleotides. It is a transcript of the gene wizb, whose product is annotated as WIZ zinc finger b. Gene Ontology annotation, biological process: regulation of transcription by RNA polymerase II. NCBI's taxonomy places the organism in Eukaryota, Metazoa, Chordata, Actinopteri, Cyprinodontiformes, Poeciliidae. The transcript is spliced from 17 exons. Gene Ontology annotation, molecular function: RNA polymerase II cis-regulatory region sequence-specific DNA binding; DNA-binding transcription factor activity, RNA polymerase II-specific. The record is from RefSeq and is a predicted model, not a curated record. Bases 941 to 6964 code for a protein of 2007 amino acids. Gene Ontology annotation, cellular component: nucleus.
UGUGUGUGUGUUGUGUUUGGGGUGGGUGAAAGAGGCCUUCGCCCUGAACGUUACUCCUGCAAGGACCGCCACUGUUUACGAACUCCCCCAACAUGACUUUUACUUGUAGUUACAUGUAUUAAAGGAGCUAUGCCUGUUUGGCGGCCAGUAGGGGGAGCCAACGCACCGACUAAUAAUCAGACGCUGAUUGAUUUCCAGUCUGUACUUAUUUUAAACGAAUUUAUCGUCAAAAACAGACGUAGCAGAUGCUUUUCUCGCCAAACGAGGGACAAAUAUGUGUCCGACAACGUGUAUGUGUGUGUACUUACCAUACAAUAUAUGAGAUACAUGUUAUAAGUUCAACGUAAUGUGGAAGAACAGAGUUUAACAAUUGACGUCACCUAAAAACAUCCACAUUAAUAAAGAAGCAUCACUUUAGACGCAAGUUUGCUAACUUUAUAGCUAUUCGCCAAGUAAGAAAAUAUUCGUCUUGACAUUUAAAUAAAGACGCACGUAACAUAUCUAAUCACGUAAUAUGUGAAAAGACCUACAGUUGUAAAAGUUUGACUAAUUAAAGUCGCCCCCGGUGGGUUUCCUCUCCCAACUCUUUCCGUCGCCCUCCCCGCUGACGUUACGCACGCUGCCGUGGCGUGCCUGCGAGCUGAAUAACAUGGAGUCCUCCGCCUGGCACCUCCGAGGAGGGAUCCUACCGAAAAACCCGAGCGGCAACUAGAGCCCAGGGGGCGAGCUGGUCUGCGCGGAGCACGUCGGAGCCUCCCGCGAGCAUCGGCGCGGCUCGUAAAGCUCCGGAUCCCGGCCCAGAAACUAUGACGGACGGUGCUUAAGACGGUGUCAGCCUCGCUGUGCGACCCGCAAACCAGGCCGAUUUCAACUCAGAAGAAGUUGCACAAUGUAGGGAAGCUGUUUGCCGGUGGGACUCCAUACUGUCCUCUGGGGGACCAUGGAGCCUGAUGGGCAGCCCCCAACCCCAGGGACCAGCAAUGGGCCCCUAUCCUACGGUUCAACACAAAAUCCUACUGCCGCUGACUUCCUCAGCUGCAGCUUAGAGUCCUCAUGUUCUCCAAAUCUGAGCGACGGCUUGAUGGCGGUCGACUGCGCAUGGGAGCUAGACGGAGAGGACGACCCAGAGCGGGCGGCCGCAGACCCACAGAGGGACGCACAGAGGAGAUUCAAGUCCUCAGCCUUUCCUUCCUCUCUAAGUUGGGACUCGGACUCAGAGAAGGAAGCUCUAGAUGAGGAGGAGCUCCAUAACUUUUCCAACCCUCACGGUCUGGCCACCCACAGCCCGGGAUCUCCUUCUGCCGGACUCAGGCUUCAUGGUGAGGAUGACCAGGAAUUUGAGAAACUGCAUUCCUUCAGUAGUACGACUGACACAUCCACCCCUGCAGAGGGGCAUAGUGACAACAAUGAGAGCACAAACAAAGAGGAGCCAAAUACAAGUCGACUUGGCCAAACAGAAUCAGCAGAUAACAGAGUCUGGAGUGUAUCCGAGGUUGCUGAGCCAUUUCUGUCCAAAAGAAAACCAAAGCAAGCCUCCCCGAAGGAGGAGGAGGCCGACAGCGACGAGGGAGAGACAAAGCCCAAGAGAAAUGAAGCCAGGGAGCCUGAGAGAGAUGUUUACACCUUCCCUGGAGACUCCGACCCAGAGAGUCCACCUCCUGCUCCAUGGGCUCACUGCACUUUCAUUCAGCGGUGCAGAAGAAAGAGGGCACUACUCAGACCUUUCUCUGGGAUUGGAUCGCCCGAAACCCACAAGUCGGAAAGACUGAGCCCUCAAACAUCUAAAACAGACGAGACCACAGUGCUCAGUCAAGCGGCAGAGGUCUACGAAUUUGAGGAAGUCAGCUUUGAUGAUGGCGAGACAAAGUUCAGAGACAAUGACGGGAAGGAAUUAGAGGCGGAGGAAAGCGGGCAGGAGACAGGUAACGAAAUCUUCACCUGUGUGGAGUGUAGCAUUUACUUCAAAAAGCAGGUUCACCUGCAGGAGCACAUGACCGAGCACUGCCAGAUUUCCCCCAGCGGAGGCAGGCGUUCAGGCAAGGGCAGCCGCUUGCGAUGCGCCGAGUGUGGAUGGAACCUGCCGAACCGCCCGGCGCUGGCCGACCACCAAAGAAGGCACCAGGAGUCCCGUCUCAAGAUCCUGGAGGAGAUUGAGAAACUGAAUAAAAAUGAAAAGGCAAAAGAAUCUGACGCACUGGAGAGCAGAGCAGUGAGGCACGGGUCCACUGACCCAACUGUUGCACAAUAUACAGGCGAAAUGUCAGACGGAGAUAUGGGGAAAUCUCCUCCUGUGUCCACGGCUUCAUUUUCAGUUCAGGACUCAAACCCUGCCGUCAUCGACGUGGACUCUGUGGCCCCGAGUUUGAGUUCCGUCCGAAGCCCAGCAGCAGCCCACCGCCGUCGCUUUGUCUGCACCGAGUGCAACUUCAGCACAAGAACGUCCCAGGCCCUGGCUAAUCACUCCAAGAUCCACAAGAGAAAGAAGCAGAUCCUCCACCCGCAACCCAGUCAGAAAGUACUGAGAGAACCUGGGAAGAUGUCAACUAAGGAGGACAAUGAGGCCAGCCAGUCUUUAACGUCUAAUGCACAAAUAUUAAACCUAGCCCCAGAUUGCCGCUACCUCUCUGAGUGCGGAUCUCCGCCCAACGCUGCUCCCGUUGUGAACCAGGGGGACAUCACUGCCUCCGAAGACAGUACGACAUCGGACCACGGUGCCGACAGGAGAUUCAGCACAGCAGGGAAGCUUUGUGCUGAUCGGUCCAAGUUUGAUCCUGAGGCAGAUGAUGUCACGCUGCCUGGGAGUGAAGCGGAAGAGCAGAAAUGUGAUCUCUGCGAUGAACCUAAGCCAUCCCUGCGAGAGGCAAGCUCACCUGUGGGAAGGAAGCUGCACAACACUGAGUCGUCGUCACCGCAACACGAGGCAACCUUAUCAACACCUGCCAAGAAAAGUGCAAAGGACCAAGACAAACAGGAGGUGCCGAAAGACAGAAAGGUUUUCUUUUUGAGGAGAAGCAGCAGGGUCACAGUAACCCAGGCGCAAACUGACAGCGAUGACGACGACGAUGACACCGACGAGGAGCACAUGCGGUGUUUCCUGUCAGAGGGCGUUUUCGAGAAAGCCGCGGACGAGACUGACGAGGACUCGGAGGCGCUGAGGAGUGUGGAGAGGAAGUGCCCCUACUGCCCCGAUCGAUUCCAUAACGGAAUCGGUCUCGCCAAUCACGUGAGAGGCCAUCUGAAGCGAGUGGGCGUCAGCUACAACGUGCGACACUUCAUCUCCCCCGAGGAAGUCAACGCCAUUGAGAAGAAGUUCUCGUAUCAGAAGAAGAAGAAGAAAGUUGCCAACUUUGACCCCGGCACAUUCAGCUUGAUGCACUGCGAGUUCUGCAGCGCUGGCUUCGACACACGGGCCGGCCUGUCCAGUCAUGCCCGGGCUCACCUCCGUGACUUUGGGAUUACUAACUGGGACGUUACCAUCUCACCUAUCCACAUUCUGAGGGAGUUGUUCUCCAGCAGGCCAGAUCUGGUGAUUCCUAUGGAUCCCCCACGCAGUCUUGGGAGCUCCUCAGAGGAAGAUGAGGAGGAGGAUUGCGAUGAGGGAGACUCAAAAGAUGGAGGAAUUAUUAAGGUAAAGCUUGAAGGGGAGACGUGUGAAAAGACCCUCCAUCCCUCCGACUCUGUUGCCCUGUCUCCAGGACAUCGUCCACGCAGGAAGAAGGGGGAAGGAGUGAAGGCCUGUGAAGGCGAUGACAAGGAAGCAGCCGAUGAAGAGGAGGAGGAGGGUCUGCGACUUUCCUCACUGGAUGCUCUUUGCUUCAGUACUGGAAAAAAGGACAGCCUCUCCCUCAGGGAGGAUGUAGACGGCAAGGUCAAGAAGUGGAAAUGUGAGGUCUGUGACUCUCAAUUCGAGAGCAGACGUGGACUCUCCAUCCACUCUCGCGCUCACUUGCGCCAGCUGGGCUUCACCGUCUCAGAGAGUGGCGGGUCGGCCAUCGAGCUGCUCCACCAGGUAGCCAUGGAGCGCAGCAUCGACGGCAAAAUCAGCUCAUCUCUGCUGACGCCCAAGAAGCCCUCCCAGCCCGUCUCCCUCAAAGCCGAAGAGAUGGAGGACAUGGAGUUGGACGAGAAGCCCAUUCCUCUCUCCAUACUGGCCAAAGCGGCGAAGGCGGUGCCCUCUGGCUCCGCUACGCCCACACCGUCUCCAGGUGCCUCUCCAGCUCCAGCUCAUUCCAGCUCACCUUCCUCAGUAGUGAAGAAAGCCCCCAUUUCAUCUCUACUGCCUGUGUCUUCCCUGUUGCGCUCACAAGAGCACAAAGCUGGGGGGCUGAAAUGCCUGACCUCUAAUGUAUCCGCUCCCUCCGGAACCGCAACAUCCAAACCGCUUUGGGCUCCGCAGGAGAACGAUGCUCCUCUCAACCUCACACUGGAUAUGGACUCCGACAAGGACAUCGUUUGUCAGCUGUGCGGCGCCUGGUUUGAGACUCGUAAAGGCCUAUCCAGCCACGCACGAGCCCACCUGCGACACUUUGGCGUCGAGUACUCAGAGUCCAAAGGCUCGCCUAUUGAACUCCUGAGCCAGCUCAUGGACACAGAUGACUUCAAGCACAAGGCGAGUGCGCUGGAGCUGGACAGUCCCACGGAAACUCAGGGCGUGUCCCCAGCGCUUUCCCCCGCAAAGCAGUCGCUGCUAACGCUCUCUUCUUCUUCCUCCGCGUCACUCCUCUACAAGGUGACCACAGUUGGGGGUGGGUCCAAAGCUACCUCUUCCUCUUCCUCUGCCUCGUCUCUACCAGGUCCGCCUGCCAAGCGUCUCAAGACCUCUUCCAUGCAGGUCUUCCGCCUCAGCAGUGGGGAGCUGAUGGCCCUUCCACACAAUGAACCUCCAAAGGAAAUAGGAUGCGAGUACUGUGGGGAGUAUUUCGAGAAUCGCAAAGGCCUCUCCAGCCACGCCCGCUCCCACCUGCGCCAAAUGGGGAUUACCGAGUGGUCUGUCAAUGGUUCUCCAAUUGACACGUUGCGGGAGAUCAUCACCAGGCGAGGCCUGCCCUGCGCCCUUCCUCUCAAGCCUCUCAAAUCCCCCCCACCGUCCUCUCCUGGACCUCCUCGCUCUCCUCUGUCGCCUUCCUCGUCUCCACUCCUCAGCCGCCUGCCUUUCGCCUUCGCACGCCCGUCCAGUCCUCCUCAGUCAGUGAUGUCCAAAUCCAUCUCAGCUCCACCGAUGUCUCCGAGCAGCCUGGCUCUCAAGCCAAAGCCGGAGCCAGUGCAGGUGGAGGUCACUGCACCCGGGUCUGUGGGAAGAGCCGGAGGUUUUCCGGUUGAGUCGCCGAGCUCAAACUGGAGCAAGUCCGACAAAGUUUAUUCCCUUAACCUAGCCAUGGCCCAUGAAGUGGAGCCUACGAGGGACAUUCGAUGCGAGUUCUGUGGGGAAUACUUUGAGAACCGCAAAGGUCUAUCCAGCCACGCGCGCUCCCAUCUGCGGCAAAUGGGCAUCACGGAGUGGUCUGUCAAUGGCUCGCCCAUCGACACCCUGAGGGAAGUCAUGCACAAGCGACGGUCCAGUAGCUCAUCUCGCUUGGACCAAGGAGUGAAGAAAGAGUCCAGGCAAGGAACCAACAGUCCGCUGUGGGAAGCCCGUGGCUCAGAUGGUUUGGGUGUUUCAGGCUAUCAGUCCUCCAAGUUUCGUAAAUCUCCUCUCAGUUUGGUACAGUCCGGGUCAAGGAUGCUAAAGCAGGGCCUCGGCCCUGUGGGUCCAUCUGCCUCCCAACCUGCAGGAAAGUUGUUCCGAUUGUCCCCUUUGGCCAAAAGGCCCAUGUCAGAUAAGAUCCAGUCAGCAGAGGCCGUUGCUUCACACGCACAUCGACUCAAGACUUUUCCAUCACUUCCACACGAUUUCUCCUACAAAAGGAAACCUUCACCAGAAAAGCACGGACACCAGGACCCCAGUUGUGAGCUGUGCGGCUUCUACUUUGAGAAUCGUAAGGCUUUAGCCAGCCACGCGCGAGCCCACCUGAGGCAGUUUGGUGUGACUGAGUGGUCUGUGAACGGUUCGCCUAUCGAGACGCUGAGCGCUUGGAUACGCAGCAGACCACAAAAGGUCCUGGAGAUGCACCGCAACUACAUGCAGGGUAACCGCUCCUCAUUGAAGAAGAAGACGAGCUCUCCUCUCACCUCUUCUGUGGAUUCUGAUCUUGUCCUCCUAAUCUCAUCGCAGAAGGCCCACUCCUCCUCGUCCCCUUCUUCCUCUCAGUGGUCUUCUUCCCUGGCCGCUAGCCUGGCUCGGCCGCGGAGCCAAGAGCUCCGCCGGGGCUCCUCCGAGGCCGGCGACGAGGAAUCGGGGGCCGCCUCGCGGUCGGCUCCGGACAGGGCUGGCGGAAGCAGCCCCACCCUCUCGCGCCUCAGCAGCAGCCUUCAAGCACAGGUGGCCCGCAGCGAGCUGAAUGUCCGCCUGCCAAGAGGUUUCGAGCGUCGGCCUUUGAAGCACCCAUCCUGCCCAGACGGAGCUGACAGGGACAGUGGCUCUCCAAAGCCCCCACGCACAGGAACCGUCCCCUCCCUGGUACCCAAGCCACCUUCCUACCCACUGGUCAAACUGGUGGGCAAGUUCUACACCCUGAAGUGCCGGUUCUGCGAGGUGGAGUUCCACGGCCCACUGUCGGUGCAGGAGGACUGGAUCAGGCACCUCCAGCAGCACAUCUUCAAGAUGAACUACAACAAGCCCGCCGCUCUAAAAGCGGCCACCGCCGAUGGCCACAACCCAGCCAACAACUCGACCCCGGUCCACGCUUCCGACCCCAGUUCAAGAACUGCCUCCACCCCGACCCGCUCCACGGCCCCCAGCAGCCGCUCCCCCACGCCCGUGGCGGAGUUCGCUCCCACCGUAACUGCCAAAGAGAUCACACAGGUCUCAGAGGAGCAGGCCGCCAUAAUCCCCACUGCCAUUCCUCUCCCCACACAGAUGGUGUGAGCCCCAGCUCCACCGCUUGUUUUGUUCGUCCACUGCUUUUUCCUUCCUGCAACCUCCAGGAACUGUAGUAAGAGAGGAGCUUUCUCCAUCAUAAGAGCCCUUUUAAAGCCCCCCAAGCACCUUUGAAGCAUCUCUAGACUGUUCCUAAGUCCUGUUGCCACGGGAACGAAGCUUUCCCGGCUCUGCUUUGGGUUAGGAGAUGGGUGAUAAUGGGAACUGUCCGAGGUCAUGAGGAGAGAUCAAAUACUACUUUGUGUUUGCCUUGUUUAUACUGAAUGUUCAGAUAUUACUGUAUCUUUCCCAAUCACUGGGACACUAAGAGGCUAACAUGAAUUCUUUAUCAUACUUUUACUGCCCUGUCCACUACAGCUCAACCCUCCAUCCUCACACGAGCAAGACUUGUGGGACGGGAACCCUGACUGAAUUUCUAAUCACGCUCGUCUCACCGCUGAGACUUUUAGGUGUGUGGUACAACACUUGGUGUUAAAAAGGCACUUUUAAAUUUGACACUGUCAUCCUGCACUUAAUGAAACAAUUUACAUGUGUUAAAACGAAAUUUUGGAACAACAGGUAGAAGCACAUAACUAAGGAACAAUCACUCAGAUUACGGUAACCUUUUCGUUGUAAUACUGUCCCCAAAGUCUACAUAUAUUUAGCUUGAAUGUAGCGAUCUUUUAUAGGUAUUAAUACACAGACAUACAGUCAUUUCCAAAAGUAUGCAUACCUGAAGAACUUUUUGAUUUUUGUCAUAAGCUUUAAUGCAUUUUAUUGGGAUUUUGAUAGACCAACACAUGAUAGUGCAUGAAUGUGAAGUGAAAAGAAAAUUAACCUUCAUUUUCUGCUAAGAACACUCAUUUUAAUUCAAUUCAGCUCGAACGCACUUUUCAGCAAUUUCUCCUAUUGAGCAUGCAUGUGGCGAAAGUAGAAAGGAAAAAUCCCCUUUAACAUUAGAAUUAGAACCAGGCUCAGUGUGCCCAACUGGGGCUUUGAAAAGACAAGACACACUCAAACAAAAACCAGAAACACUGACCCAGGAGGGAUUUCUAUGCCAGCGAGGACAAUGACGUACCGUAAUCUACAGACUAUUGAGUCUGACUGAAUAUAAGCCACACUCUCUAACUUUGAAAAGAAAAGAAAAAAAGUGUACAUAUGUAGGGCGCACUUAUCUAUAAGUCAAAGUUGACCAUCACCAUCCAUAAUAAUUCUUUAUUAUAUAUAUACAUAUAUAUAUAAUACACUACCAGUAAAAACCAUUGACGGCUAUCUUCAUCCUUCUCAUGUGCACUAUAACACUUAACGUGUCUCAACUUCACAUUCAUCUUGAGGCAGAUUUGCUUGAGCUUGUCCAACCUUUCAAAAUCCGAUGGUAAAAGGUUGUAUGUUAGCCGCAUCACAAUGUUCCAAACCUCUGACAAAAGUAGCAGCUUAUAGUCUUAAAAUGACUGUAGACCAAGGAAUGGAUCAAAGUCCAAUUGAAAAUCUGUCAAGAUGAAAGAUU